GCGCUCGUCCGGGCUUUUGACGAAAGGCAGAAGCUUCUGUUUUCCCUAUUUCGUAGUCCUGGACGAGACUUUCUCUGUCCUUUAUUCCACCGUCGCUUUUGAACGUUGUUUCCGUCCGUGAUGAUGGCAUCCUUGGAAUUGAUUGGAGGGUGUGUUUCUCGGAGGUUUCGCUUCAGGGCUGCAGUUUUAUAGCGAUUACUUCUCCAUUUUUCAUAAGUUCUCUGGAUUGAGGGCCAUCGAAUAUGGACGCUGCUGUUGAGGGUGAGAGAAAGACCCAACCGGAGAAUGGUAAGGAUGGAGAAGGAAAUGACAAGAAAAUGAGCUUCGCCGCGAAAGACGGGGGCUCCAAGAGCUUCGGAAAUAAGGAGGUCUUCUUCAGGGCCGAUAAGAUUGACCUGAAGAGCUUGGAUUACCAAUUGGAGAAGCAUCUCAGCAGGGUCUGGUCUAGGACAAGUAAGGAGGCUCAGGGGCCCAAGGCUGAAUGGGAGAUCGAUUUAUCGAAGUUGGAGGUCAAGAAUGCCAUUGCACACGGCACCUUCGGCACAGUUUAUCGGGGAGUUUACAACGAACAAGACGUUGCAGUGAAGCUGUUGGACUGGGGAGAAGAUGGUCUUGCCAAUGAGCAUGAAACUGCUUCUCUUCGUGCAUCAUUUCGACAGGAAGUUGCUGUUUGGCACAAGCUUGACCAUCCAAAUGUGACCAAGUUUGUUGGAGCAUCAAUGGGAACUUCAGAGCUCAAGAUUCCAUCAAGAAGUUCUUCCAUCAACGGUCAUGAGGCAAUACCAGCAAGAGCAUGUUGCGUCGUUGUGGAAUAUCUGCCUGGCGGAACUUUAAAGCAAUUUUUAAUAAAAAAUAGGCGCAGAAAACUUGCUUAUAAGAUUGUGAUCCAGCUUGCUUUAGACCUCGCCAGAGGGCUCAGCUAUCUCCACUCAAGAAAGAUCGUACACCGUGAUGUUAAAACAGAGAAUAUGCUCCUUGAUACAACAAGGACUCUUAAAAUUGCUGAUUUUGGUGUGGCGCGUGUUGAAGCUCAAAAUCCAAAGGACAUGACUGGUGAAACUGGUACACUUGGUUACAUGGCUCCAGAGGUCUUAAAUGGCCAGCCAUACAACAGAAGGUGCGAUGUCUACAGCUUUGGUAUCUGUUUGUGGGAGAUCUACUGCUGUGAGAUGCCUUACCCAUACCUUACCUUUGCAGAAGUAUCCUCUGCUGUUGUGCGACAGAAUUUGAGACCGGAGAUUCCUCGGUGCUGCCCAAAUUCACUGGCCAACAUAAUGAAAAAAUGUUGGGAUGCGAAUCCCGAGAAGCGGCCGGACAUGGAUGAGGUUGUCAGAAUGCUCGAGUCACUUGACACUAGCAAAGGAGGAGGCAUGAUCCCUGACGACGAGGCCAACGGCUGCUUCUGCUUUGUGCCGCAACGGGGUCCAUGACGAUUCUCACUCAUCAGAGUUUCACUACGUAGUUCCAUCAUCUGUCACAUGUAAAAUCUGAAUUGUUGGUUUCAUCAAAAUGCAUGAAUCUGUAAAUCCCAGUACGUAAGAAUUUGUGUGUGAGAAUUGUGAAGAAUUUGGCUCCCUGGAGGCAGGUUGGCAAUAACUGAUGGAACAUGAACUGAUCAGACGUCCACCAUUAAGUUCAUUUUAUUCAAAACCAUGACCUUGAGAAUUUGGCAUGCCCAUGAUGUACGUUGUCAGCAGGUUGUUCAAACAAAAAGUGCUUUUCUUCUGGAUUUGUAGAUUGAUGCUUUUAUUUAAUCCAUUUGUGAAUGUGAAAAAUUAA
This is a messenger RNA of Nymphaea colorata (pocket water lily), 1779 nucleotides long. Its product is annotated as serine/threonine-protein kinase STY13-like. Gene Ontology annotation, cellular component: plasma membrane. Lineage: Eukaryota; Viridiplantae; Streptophyta; Magnoliopsida; Nymphaeales; Nymphaeaceae. Gene Ontology annotation, biological process: protein phosphorylation. Bases 243 to 1430 code for a protein of 395 amino acids. Gene Ontology annotation, molecular function: protein kinase activity; ATP binding. The transcript has 8 exons. The record is from RefSeq and is a predicted model, not a curated record.